Molecule: messenger RNA, 1591 nt
Organism: Strongylocentrotus purpuratus (purple sea urchin)
Lineage: Eukaryota; Metazoa; Echinodermata; Echinoidea; Camarodonta; Strongylocentrotidae
Product: organic cation transporter protein-like
Exons: 9
Coding region: 111-1265 (384 amino acids)
Biological process (GO): transmembrane transport
Cellular component (GO): membrane
Molecular function (GO): transmembrane transporter activity
Source: RefSeq, a predicted model, not a curated record
CCCCGGCUGGCCGACAUCGCAAGUCAUGGAAUGCGACAGCGGAUGGGUGUACGACAAAAGUCAAUACAAAUCGUCCAUAAUAACGGAUAGUUGGACGAUGGUGGAUACUUAUGGUAUUGAUGUUAGUCCGGCUAAUCACGGGGAUAGCUAUAGCAUUCUCACCCAACUGGUGGGUCUUCACUGUCCUGCGGUUCUUCCAGGGGUACGCUGCUAUCUCUCUUUAUAUCAUCGCCUUCAUUGUAGGAACCGAGUUUGUCGGGCCAUCGAAACGUAACGUCACCGGCAUUAUCUUCGUCAUCCCUUUUGCUCUCGGCAACGUUUGCCUCGCGGGCAUCGCCUACUUCGUACCAUACUGGAGGACUUUAGAACUAAUUUGCGUUUCCCCGGCACUUAUCUACAUUGGCUUGAUGUUCUUUCUUCCGGAAUCAGUGCGUUGGCAAAUAUCGAUGGGAAAGUAUGACGAGGCUGAGAAGGCUCUAGUGAAGAUUGCCAACUCGAACAACAAGCCCCUUUCAAGUCCAUUUUUCAGCAGUGAUUUCAAGAAGGAACAAAAGACCGCACCAAAGGAGAGACGAGCUACAGGAAUUGAUUUAUUCCGCCAGCCUCGAAUGAGACUACGAACCAUCAAUCUUAUCUUUACCUGGAUGGUGAAUGCAACGGUGUACCACGGUCUAUCACUAAACACCUCAAACCUCGGUGUCAACGACUACGUCGCCUUCGCAGUGUCAGGAGCCGUUGAGAUCCCCGCUUACCUUCUUGCUGUGGUCGCUGUAGAGAUCAAGUUUAUUGGACGAAGGAUUAGUCUUAGCAUGAGCAUGUUGGUCGGCGGCGUCGCUUGCCUCUUUACAACCUUCAUACCACCCGGAGCAGCACUUACAUCAGUUGCAAUGAUUGGUAAAUUUGGAAUUUCGGCAUCUUUUGCCAUCCUGUAUCUCUACACCGCGGAGCUGUACCCAACCAAUAUCAGGAGCGUGGCCAUGGGAACCUGCUCGAUGUUUGCACGUGUCGCCGGCAUCUUGGCGCCCCUUAUACUCACACUGGCCAGGAUUUGGACUCCACUACCCCUCGUCAUCUACGGGUCCGUCUCAGUGAUCGCUGGCCUCCUGACUCUCUUCCUCCCCGAAACAUUAGGCCAGAAGCUCCCCGAAACGAUCGAAGAAGGCGAAAAUUAUGGAAUGGAAUCUGACGAGAAGAACACCCUUUCCGGUAAAGAUGGCGUCUACAUUCGCUGCCAGGAUGAUGAAGAGGUCACCAUCAUAGAUUAAUUUAAUUCUUUAUUUAAUUUUCAAGAUGAGAAUGACCUCGGCAAACGGGAGAAUGACGUGCGAGACGAUCUACCUGAAUAACCCUAGAAAAAGUACUUUUGCCAAAAAGCGUUGUACAAAACGAUAAAUCGGAAUGAAGAAGUACUGUAAACAUUUAGCAAACACAUUCGAUAAUUAAACGUAAUGGGAAUGUCAAUAUCAUAUUGUGCGUCCAACAUAUAUCAUGUUUUGGGUGAUGUGAUACGUUAUUGUCAUGUUGGCUGCAAUGUUUACACAUUUUGAAUAAAUGACGGAGGAGCUUAUCAAAAUUGCUCAUAAACAGUUGU